Messenger RNA from Apis dorsata (giant honeybee), 2115 nucleotides. RefSeq names its product phosphoglucomutase (gene Pgm1). Gene Ontology annotation, biological process: carbohydrate metabolic process. The transcript has 6 exons. Lineage: Eukaryota; Metazoa; Arthropoda; Insecta; Hymenoptera; Apidae. Gene Ontology annotation, molecular function: phosphoglucomutase activity; magnesium ion binding. Gene Ontology annotation, cellular component: cytosol. Bases 274 to 2058 code for a protein of 594 amino acids. The record is from RefSeq and is a predicted model, not a curated record.
AGAAUAUUUAUGUACUACAUUUAAAAGAUCCAUUUUCAUAAAGCCGAUAUUAUUAGUCAAUAAGUAAAGCGCGGGCGCAAUAUUUCAAGAUGGUGACUCGUGCCCUUGUAUGUCAUUGGUAGACAAAGUUCAGUCUGCUAGCAGGCAUCGAGGACGUGUUAUUAAAUUCUGAAAUCUAAGUUUUUAUUGUUAUUUGAUUUAACAUAAAAACAAGUUAUUUUUUGUUUUAAUUAUUAUUUAUUUUAUUAUAUUAUUAAAUAUAAUAUUUGAAAAAUGUCAAAUACUGUAACGAGCAUAAUUAUAGAAACCCGAAUAUACGAUGGACAAAAGCCGGGUACGUCUGGAUUACGAAAAGCCGUACAGGUUUUCAUGCAAGAACAUUAUACAGAAAAUUUCAUUCAAGCAAUAUUACAAGCUCUUGGAGACAAAUUAUUUGGUAGUACAUUAGUUGUGGGUGGUGAUGGGAGAUAUUAUGUGAAAGAAGCAGUAGAAAAAAUUAUCAAAAUUGCUGCAGCUAAUGGAGUAAAAAGGUUAAUAAUUGGUCAAAAUGGUAUACUUUCAACUCCAGCGGUAUCUACUAUAAUAAGAAAAUAUAAAACUUUAGGAGGAAUUGUCCUUACAGCAUCUCAUAAUCCUGGUGGACCAGAUGCUGAUUUUGGUAUUAAAUUUAACUGUGAAAAUGGUGGUCCUGCUCCAGAUUAUGUCACAAAUAAAAUCUAUGACAUUACUAAAGUGCUCAAGAAUUAUAAAACUAUAUCUGAUAUAUCCAUAGAUAUAAGCAAAAUUCAAAGUACUAUAAUACAAGUGGAUGGAAAUUCAUUUAUAGUAGAUAUAAUAGAUUCUGUUAAUGAUUAUUUAGAACAUAUGAAAAAUAUUUUUGAUUUUUCUAGUAUUAAAACAUUAUUACAAGGAAGUAAUGAUCGUCCUCCUUUUAAAGUUCUUAUUAAUGCAAUGAAUGGAGUUACUGGCCCAUAUGUAAAACGAAUAUUUAGUAAUGAAUUAGGUGUUGACAAUUCAAGCAUUAUUAAUAUAAUUCCAUUAGAAGAUUUUGGUGGACUUCAUCCUGAUCCAAAUUUGACAUAUGCUAUAGAUUUAGUAAAUACUAUGAAAAAUAAUCCAUAUGAUUUUGGUGCUGCUUUUGAUGGAGAUGGAGAUAGAAAUAUGAUAUUAGGUAAAAAAGCUUUUUUUGUUACACCUUCUGAUUCAUUAGCUGUAUUAGCUGCCAAUUUAAAUGCAAUACCAUAUUUUAAAAAGACUGGUAUUAAAGGAUAUGCUAGAUCUAUGCCAACAGGUGCUGCUGUAGAUAGAGUUGCAGCUAAAAAUGGUAUUAAAUUUUAUGAAGUACCCACAGGCUGGAAAUAUUUUGGAAACUUAAUGGAUGCUGGUCUUCUAUCACUUUGUGGAGAGGAAAGUUUUGGCACUGGUUCAGAUCAUAUUCGCGAAAAAGACGGAAUAUGGGCUUGUCUUGCAUGGCUAAGUAUAAUUGCAAAUCUUGGAAAAUCUGUAGAAGAUAUAUUAUUAAAUCAUUGGCAAACAUAUGGAAGGAACUUUUUUACAAGGUAUUUAUUAUGUUAUAUAAUUAAUUAUUAUUAUUAUGUUAUUUUUAUUUUAAUACAUUAUGUUGUAACUUUAUAUAAUAUAUAUACUAGAUACGAUUAUGAAAAUUGUGAUUCUGAAGCAGCAAAUAGAAUGAUGCAACAUAUUGAAUCAGAAAUACAAAAACCUGAAUUUAUAAAUUCAAAAUUAAUAUCUGAAAAUAAAGUAUAUAUUGUAAAAUUAAGUGACAAUUAUUCUUAUGUAGAUCCUGUUGAUGGAAGUCAAGCUAGCAAACAGGGACUAAGAAUUUUAUUUCAAGAUGGUUCUCGUAUAAUUUACCGUUUAUCUGGUACAGGAAGUUCUGGAGCUACUAUUCGUGUAUAUGUUGAUAGCUAUGAAGAUGAUCCAAAUUCUUUAAACAAAGAUGCUCAAGAAAUUCUUAAACCAUUAGUUACUAUUGCAUUAAAAAUAAGUAAUUUACGUGAAUUUACUGGUCGUGAUGCACCAACCGUGAUUACAUAAUACAUAAUUCUUAUUAUUAAUAAUUAUAUCAUCAUUAAAAAUACACUAUAUAAUAAG